AACUGACGUGGAUUCCUGCUUCACAACGAGUCAAGUGUUUGAAAGUAAAGAGACUGGUUUUUCUGUGAAGCGACAGUUUUACUAUAAAGCCUUUGAAUGGAAGCGAAACCCUGAAGAGGGAAGCUAGAGAGAGGCUCUACAGUUGAGCGGUGAGACACCCCUGGCGGAGAGGACAGGAUAAAGGGAUUUCUCAGAAACGCUGUUCACUUUAAAACGAAAGUGAAACGGAUAAUUUUACAGGAAUCACUGGAGUUGUGUUAGUGUAGUUUAUGGCCUGAACGUUUAUUUAGCUCCUUACCGAACAGCAGCGGACAGAUGAUCAAACCAACAAGGAGAGAGGACGUGAAAAACAAUGUGGAUAAUACUAUAACGUCAGAUUUACCGCGCCUUCUCUCUCCUAGUUUGGACGUCUAUUGAUGAUCAAGAACAGGAUUAAUACCGCAGUGAUUCGGUUUAAAAACACGAUUCUGAUUCGGAAAAUAUAAAAAGUGCAACAGAAAAAAACCGACAUUGCACUCGUUUUGCAAAACGGAUGCCAGGGAACUGUGUAGCGAUGGGAGAGGGUUGGGACCGCUCUCCCCUGUAGGAUGGUCGCUCACAGCACUGUGGAAGAACAAGACACAACGCCUUCACCUUCAUCGUCACCUUCUAGACCCAGGGACACCUCCACCCUCCUCUCGACUCCACACUCGGAGGACCACCACGCUACCUCGCCACCACCAUCGUCAUCCGUCUCCCAGUCACACCGUCAGCACCCAUCCAACCAGUGUGUGGCGUCCCCUAUCCCAGUCCUGUUAGACCACCAGCCCCCUCUGCCCCUCCUGGACCCGGUGCCCACCCACUUUCCUCUGUUCCCCUGCAAGGUAGACUUCCUGUUAAUCACCCGGACAGCCUCCAUGUUGGAACGCUCCGGCUUCUACUGGGGCCCGCUAGGCGUGGAGGAGGCUCACAGUCGACUGAAGGACGUUGCCACGGGAACAUUCUUGAUCCGGGACAGUCGUCAGAAAGACGUCUUCUUCACGUUGUCCUAUCGCGCCGCCAGCGGCCCGGUCAGCGUACGCAUCAUCUAUAAGGGACAGCGGUUCAGCCUGGCAGGAAGUGAACACUCUUUCCCCUGCCUCUUCCUCCUACUGGAACACUACAUGAAUUGCUCUAAGAAAAGCCUGACUGUCCCGUACAGGAAGCGGCGGCCGACGCUCCAGGAGCUGUGCAGGAAACAGGUCGUGGAGUCGUGCUGCGGCGAGGUGGAGCGGGUCGCGAGGGUCCCCGUCAACCCAGUCCUGAAACACUUCCUGUUAGAGUUCCCGUACAGGAUAUGAUGUCACAAGGGGGAAUGCCGUUGAGGCGGGACUUGACUAACGGAGAGUUGAGACUCCAUGGAGUUUCGGGACUAAAAAAAAAUGAUUUGGAUCGGGUCGGUACUUAAGAAUUUUGGGUCGGGUUUGCUUUGAAACUAGAGACCCCCGGGGUCGUGGUUAGAAACGAGGUCAGAGUUCAAAAACCCGCACCCUAUUCUCUAAACGGUGCACUACUUGGACAGGGUCAUAGGUCACACUUGGUCUGGGUUGGGUUUAUCCGGGUCGGUGGGUCCCUGGAGGACCGUAUGUGGACGACAACAACAGGUUAUGGGGCGGCGCUGCAUUAAAGAACCACCGGGGUGGGUGUGUUCUGAUCCGGGUCUCGCUGACCGUGUGAGGUGGACAGUAUGGUCUCGCUGACCGUGUGAGGUGGACAGUAUGGUCUCGCCGACCGUGUGAGGUGGACAGUACGGUCUCGCCGACCGCGUGAGGUGGACAGUACGGACUCGCCGACCGCGUGAGGUGGACAGUACGGACUCGCCGACCGUGUGAGGUGGACAGUACGGUCUCGCCGACCGUGUGAGGUGGACAGUACGGUCUCGCCGACCGUGUGAGGUGGACAGUAUGGUCUCGCUGACCGUGUGAGGUGGACAGUAUGGUCUCGCUGACCGUGUGAGGUGGACAGUAUGGUCUCGCUGACCGUGUGAGGUGGACAGUAUGGUUAGUGGACUGGUUCUGCCGUUGUAGGCAGGACUGGGUUCGCUGUAGCACAACAAAUGACGCACAACAGCAAUACUUUACUGACAAUGUUUACAAUGUUGUUUACAAUCUUUACAACGACCAGGAAUAUUUACGCUACACAAUAUUACAGUACUGUAUGUAUAACUGUGUACUAUGUAGUACUAACGUGUAUAACUGUGUACUCUCUGGUACUAAUGGGUAUACCUGUGUACUCUCUGGUACUAAUGGGUAUAACUGUGUACUAUGUAGUACUGACAGGUAUAACUGUACUAUGUAGUACUAACAGGUAUAACUGUGUACUAUGUAGUACUAACGGGUAUAACUGUACUAUGUAGUACUAACAGGUAUAACUGUGUACUAUGUAGUACUAACGGGUAUAACUGUGUACUAUGUAGUACUAACGGGUAUAACUGUGUACUAUGUAGUACUAACAGGUAUAACUGUGUACUAUGUAGUACUAACAGGUAUAACUGUGUACUAUGUAGUACUAACGGGUAUAACUGUGUACUAUGUAGUACUAGCAUCAUAUCUGCUGUGCAGACUCUCUCUUCUAAGAGUGUUUUAAUAAUAAAUAUAACGUUUAUAUUUCA
Salvelinus fontinalis (brook trout) is the source of this 2629-nucleotide messenger RNA. RefSeq names its product suppressor of cytokine signaling 1-like. Gene Ontology annotation, molecular function: 1-phosphatidylinositol-3-kinase regulator activity. Lineage: Eukaryota; Metazoa; Chordata; Actinopteri; Salmoniformes; Salmonidae. The record is from RefSeq and is a predicted model, not a curated record. The transcript is spliced from 3 exons. Bases 588 to 1319 code for a protein of 243 amino acids. Gene Ontology annotation, cellular component: phosphatidylinositol 3-kinase complex. Gene Ontology annotation, biological process: intracellular signal transduction; phosphatidylinositol phosphate biosynthetic process.